This is a messenger RNA of Ctenocephalides felis (cat flea), 1119 nucleotides long. Its product is annotated as protein mab-21-like. The transcript has a single exon. Bases 22 to 1119 code for a protein of 365 amino acids. The record is from RefSeq and is a predicted model, not a curated record. Lineage: Eukaryota; Metazoa; Arthropoda; Insecta; Siphonaptera; Pulicidae.
GUACGAAGCACGGCCGUGAACAUGCUGGUGCCACCGGAUAUGAUGUCCGCACAAUCCAAGAUUCUCUACCAGAUCAACAAAUACUACGGCGAACGUGUCCAGAACCGUAUGAAUCAGAUAUCCAAGACGAUUCGGGAGGUCUGCAAGGUCAUACAAGACGUGCUCAAGGAGGUCGAAGUGCAGGAGCCGCGUUUCAUCUCAUCGCUCACGGAAUGCAAUGGACGGUACGAGGGACUUGAAGUAAUAGCGCCGGGCGAAUUCGAAGUCGUGCUCUACUUAAAUCAAAUGGGCGUAUUUAAUUUCGUUGAUGACGGCACCCUGCCAGGUUGCGCGGUGUUGAAAUUGAGCGAUGGCAGAAAACGUUCGAUGUCACUCUGGGUCGAAUUCAUCACCGCUUCCGGUUACUUGUCAGCCAGGAAGAUAAGGUCGCGGUUUCAGACUUUAGUAGCCCAGGCAUGCGAUAAAUGCGCCUACAGAGACAGCGUCAAAAUGAUCGCCGACACGACAGAAGUAAAAUUAAGAAUAAGGGAACGCUACAUUGUACAAAUUACACCUGCAUUCAAAUGUUCCGGAGUAUGGCCAAGAUCGGCAGCUCACUGGCCCAGCCCGCAGAUACCUUGGCCUCAUCCAAAUCAAGUAUCCGAAGUCAAAACCGAAGGAUUUGAUUUGCUAUCAAAAGAAAGUAUGGCGCUUCAGGGCAAGCAAUCUGCGAUGGAAGGUGACGCAUGGGUAUUGAGUUUUUUAGAAGCAGAAAAUCGACUUUUGCAAGGGGGAUGUCGUAGGCGCUGCCUGAGCAUAUUGAAGACAUUACGAGAUCGACAUCUAGAUCUACCCGGAAAUCCAGUCACAUGUUAUCACAUCAAAACAUUACUAUUAUACGAAUGCGAAAAGCAUCCUCGAGAAAUUGAAUGGGAUGAAUCAUGUCUCGGCGAUAGAAUCAAUGGUAUAUUUCUUCAACUUAUCUCGUGUCUACAAUGCAGGAGAUGUCCGCACUAUUUUCUGCCUAAUCUCGAUCUAUUCAAAGGACGAUCUCCAACGGCUCUCGAAAACGCGGCCAAACAAGUGUGGAGACUUACUAGAGAAAUGCUGACUAAUUCGAGAUCUUUAGAAAAAUUGUAA